AUGUCCUGUUCAGGUAUCGCAGACACGCCUACAAUAUUAGCAUCGCCAAUGCCUCUCAAUUUCUUGGAUUUGCCUAUCAAGAUACGUAACAGCAUAUACAAACAAGUUCUCGUUUUACCUCAUCCAAUUCACAUCUUCCAAGACCCAGGAUGUCCACUGGAAGCUUUUGCACCCGAAAAACCCGGCUCAUGGCUUGCAUUGAUCUACGUCAGCCGACAAAUAUCGGACGAGAGCAGAAUGAUUCUGUAUAGUAUGAAUCGGUUCAUCUUCCACGAGAUGGAGACGGCGUGUCGUCCAGGCACUCUCUUGGAGUCCUUCCUGAACUGUAUCGGACCCAAAAUUCCGGGAUUUUGUCUCAUCUAUGCAUCAACUUUCCGGUCACCGAGCACAUACCAGGCGCCUCCGGAGAGCCGAGACUCACAGAUAGCUUGCGAAGAUUACAGCUAUUACGACAAAGCUGUGUCAAUUUGA
This is a messenger RNA of Aspergillus luchuensis, 471 nucleotides long. RefSeq lists its product as uncharacterized. The record is from RefSeq and is a predicted model, not a curated record. The transcript has a single exon. Bases 1 to 471 code for a protein of 156 amino acids. NCBI's taxonomy places the organism in Eukaryota, Fungi, Ascomycota, Eurotiomycetes, Eurotiales, Aspergillaceae.